This is a messenger RNA of Meleagris gallopavo (turkey), 4062 nucleotides long. RefSeq names its product immunoglobulin superfamily member 11 (gene IGSF11). NCBI's taxonomy places the organism in Eukaryota, Metazoa, Chordata, Aves, Galliformes, Phasianidae. Gene Ontology annotation, cellular component: cell-cell junction. The record is from RefSeq and is a predicted model, not a curated record.
CCUUGAACACCUCCAGGGACCCAGCCCUGUGGCACUUCCCAUGCCAAAGGAUGUGCCACAUGGAGCUGAAGGAUGUCUGGCAUGCUCUCAGGCUUCAGAGCCGGCACUCAAACAAUCGCUGUAAUUACCGUCCCAAAAGCUUUUAAUCCCCUGGUUAAAUAAAACGAACAAAUGAUAGUAGGAGCAGGAAUCUGCAGGCGGCUUGAGGACAGCCGUGUCACCAGCAGUGAGACAUGCAGGCAAACAAACACAUGAAUGAACCAACACGCGUUUCCUGCCACAGACACCUAAUCUUACUAAUGACAAAAUUAGCCUGCAGCUUUGAUCAGAUCCCACCCAAACCCCCCUGCUCAACUCCAGCCUCGCUGUCACAGAGGCAGGCAAGUCAGAAGGAGUUCAAAGAGUAACAGUGAUGAGGAUGCUGGAGGGAGCUGAGGUACGAGGGAAGAUUAAAGCGGGCAUGGUGUGUCCUCUGGAGGUUUCAGUCAGUUCAGGGAGUAUCCAAGUUGCCCGAGGCCAGACAGCAGUAUUGCCCUGCACCUUCACCACUAAUGCUGCUCUCACUAACCUUAAUGUCAUAUGGAUGGUCACUCCUCUUUCUAACGCCAACCAGCCUGAACAGGUUAUUCUCUACCAAGGAGGUCAGAUCUUUGGUGGUGCACCCCAAUUCUAUGGGCGAGUGGGGUUUGCUGUGACAAUGCCAACCACCAGUGCCUCCAUCUUCAUCAACAACACCCAGCUAUCAGACACUGGCACAUACCAGUGUUUGGUCAACAAUCUUCCUGAUAGAGGCAGCAGGAAUAUUGGAGUCAUCGGACUCACUGUCUUGGUUCCUCCUUCCGCCCCACUUUGCAGAAUCCAAGGGUCCUUGGAAGUGGGCAGCGAUAUCACACUGACCUGCAGCUCGGAAGAAGGCAUCCCCCGGCCAACAUACCUCUGGGAGAAACUGGACAAUGUUCCCAAGUUGCCCCCAACUGCCACACAAGACCAAGUCCAGGGCACUGUCACUCUCCGAAAUAUCAGCACUGUGUCCUCAGGUCUUUACCAAUGUGUGGCUUCAAAUGCCAUUGGAACCAGCACUUGCCUUCUGGACCUGCAAGUCGUUGCACCCCACCCCUGGAGCAUCAGCCUGAUUGCUGGAGCAGUGGCCACAGGUGCUGUUGUGCUUAUUGUCUGCAUUGUGUUGGUGGCCAUAGCACUGUUCUACUGGAAAAAUAAACACAAAGAAGAAGAAGAAGAGGAGAUUCCCAAUGAGAUAAGGGAGGAUGACCUGCCACCCAAAUGCUCCUCCACCACCAAGACAUUCCACGCUGAUGCGUCCUCAUCGGAGAACGACACCCUCACUUCCUCCAACACCUACAACAGUCGCUAUUGGAAUGAUCCCAAGGCCAAUCACGCCACAGACUCCUUCACCCGCUUCAGCAACAGUAAUGAUGCCCGCCAGCCACCCUUCUCCCGCUCAGGGAGCACAAGCGCUCGCCCCGUCUAUGCCAAUGGUGGCCACCCCUCCCCAGCUGCCCCUAAGACGCUGGUGGUGACAGCCAGCACAGCACCAUCUCCACAGGAGGUGGCCCGGAGCAACGGCUCAGUCAGCAGGAAGCCUCGGCUUCCGCACACCCGCUCCUAUGCUGUCAGCCAGGCCACACUGGAGCGGAUUGGGGCUGUUCCUGUCAUGGUGCCCGCCCAGAGCCGGGCUGGCUCACUUGUGUAGGGGCACGCUGGUAGCUGAGAGCUGAGCAAGGGCCUUGCGUUCCAGGGGAGUGAAGACAUGGCUGAGAGACCCUACUUCCUGAAAGGCAGUGAGGUGGAGGUGGGCCUCCCAAGGCCGCUGCCAGCCACUGGGGCAGCUCCAGCCAUGCUGCAGUGCCCCCCCAGCUGUCGGGCUCCACCAUGGACGCCACAGAUGUGCCAAGGCCACAGGGCAUUGGGGGCCCUCCCUGGCUGCUGGGCCCUGGCUGGGACCCCCUCCCAGCCUAGCCUCAGGGCUUUUGCUUUUGUUUCCAGUUUGUUUUUUUGGGGGUCAUUUCUGUUCACUUGGGUCCUUCAGGGAGGUUUGGGAAGAUAUAUAUAUAUUUUUUUUCUGUUGUUAUUGCUGUUUUAUUUCUAAGAGGACAAUGACCAGUGUGGGGCAGGGAAGGCCAAGAGGGGAGGUGCGCCAGGCAAGGUACACCUUGUCAUGGAGGCUGUGACCCCCUCUCUGCCUCCUCGGCCCUACUGCUAGAUGAAGAAGAUUGCUGGGAUGGGGACAGCCAUGAAGAGGCACCGACUGAACUGGAGGUGCAAGUUGGCAGCAGAGGUACCAGCCAAACCGACGGGAAGGCUGGGCAAGGAUGUGGGCCAGGGAGUGUUUCUCUUUAUUUAUUUUUUUGCUGUUCUUCCCCUCAGUUCUGACACACACACACAUACACACACACACACACACACUCAUGCACACACAGAUACUCCUCAGGCUGGGUGUUUUUCAGCUGCUGCCAGAGCCCUUUUUGUGGCUGUGGAGUGUGCUGCUGUUUGGGCCUCUGUCCCUGAGAAGCUCCGUGCAGAGCAACGGCACAUUGCUGCUACAGGCCCCAUGGCUUUUAUUUGGUGUUGCUGGGGUUAUUCUGGAGGCAGAGUCCUGAGCAGAGCCUGCUACACCUAGGCUGCUCUUAUGUGGAGUGAGGGGCUUCAGACCUCACAGCUCUGGUGUUUGCAUGGUACGUUUUCCUUAUUGGGCUGCCUAGAGGGCUUCCCUGUGCAGCAGGGCACAUGUUUGCUUGGGGCCCUCACACAGAGGCACCAUAGCUUUCGUUCCCUCUCUCCCACACAUGCAAACUUCCCAGAUGCUGAGUUUGGCAGGGUUUAUUUCCAAAUCCUUUUCCUUAAAAAGAAUGAAAGCAGGGACUCAGUGGAAGAUGUAAUUCUGUGGAAGCCCAUGUGCUGUUGCUCUCGCCUCCCCUACUCCCGCACUGGUACUUAUGGCACCUGCUGAUGGCUCUGCCAUCCCUUUACAGCCAAGGGGUGACUAUGGCUGGCACCUGUCCUUUUACUUCUUCUAUUGCAACUAAAUAGCCUUAAUCAAAGCCAACAGUUGAAACUGCUCAAGGGACCUGAUGCCGUUGGAGGGAUGGACUACGGGCUUGGACUUUUCCUUCUGAGAGAGCCCUGGCUCAGCAGAGCCAUGCCUGGGUGGGUAUCCCCAGCCUCCUGUGUAACACCAAGCCUUGCACAUAAUAAAGGCAGUGGUGACCUCCAGAAGUAGCAGAGACCUCCAAGAUCAGAUCUGCUCUUGGAAAAAGCAAUGUGAGUGCUCACAGGUAAAUUUCUGUAUCUCUCAUGUUGAAAAAAGGAUCUCAUUAAGCCAAGAGACUUCCUCAUCCCCUUUUCCUUGUCCCGGCACAGCUUUACUUUCCUUAGCAGUGCACAAACCUUGGGCAGGGCCUUCUGCCUGAGCUGUACCUUUCAAAUGCAAGCACAUGCUCUGAGAAGGAGGAGGAGAGUUGAAAGUUGAGUUCUCACACGAACACACUUGCUUUUGGGGAGGUUGUGAGCACCUGGGCAGCAGUAGGCUUGAAACUUGGCUGAGAUUUUGUGCCUUCUUUGCUUAAAAUAAAGAAAAAAAAAAAGAAGAAAAAAGAAAAAAAAGGAAAAAAAAUCCAGCCUCCCUUCCUUCCCUGUCCUACACAACUCCAUCCAAGAAUGAGUGCAGACUAUAGUGGUGGCACAGACAGGGAGUUGCUGUGUAUACACAUGUUUCGGAGGAGCAGUCCUCUUCCCUACCUCUCUUUGCUGCUGCGUAGUAGGACUGACUGGGGGAAGAAAGGUUGCUUUUAAAACCCUGAUGUGGGAAGGGAAGAAAAGGCAUUCAAAGGAAAGCCCAUACACAUUCUUUCUGCUUUGGAAACAAUCCCUGUGUGACAUUUACAGGAACACUGCCCUCAGCAGGCCCUCUCCUCUAGUGGGAAAGCUCUACUUGUUCCUACCUUCCAUGAGACUGUUCGCUCCUCUUUCUUUGUUCUUUCUAAUUGUAUAAAAUUCAAUAAAACUUUAUUCAUAUAAAAAAAGGAGUUUUUACUGCUUACUGCU